This is a messenger RNA of Corticium candelabrum, 1582 nucleotides long. RefSeq lists its product as uncharacterized. Gene Ontology annotation, molecular function: DNA-binding transcription factor activity. The coding region runs from base 1 to 1005 and encodes 334 amino acids. The transcript has 4 exons. The record is from RefSeq and is a predicted model, not a curated record. NCBI's taxonomy places the organism in Eukaryota, Metazoa, Porifera, Homoscleromorpha, Homosclerophorida, Plakinidae. Gene Ontology annotation, biological process: regulation of DNA-templated transcription.
AUGAGGUGUGAACAUACGGGAUAUCUCUACCAAACGUAUUGCAUACGUUUGUGGGACGGCGCGUUCUCGGCGUUGGAUAUGAUGGAGAGCGAACACUUCAGCUUGAGUGUCGAUGAUUUGCUCAUUCUGAACAGCAAGGACACACUAGCGCAACUCGAACAGCCAGACUCGCCAGAGCGACUCACCAAGACGGGCUCCACGGGUUCAAUGUCGCCCGUUUCUGAAAUCAGUGAAGAUCCAACUGAUGACGUCAUCUCGGCCUUGGACACAUCCGGGAAACUAAGCGACGAUUUAUACGGGAAAUUGUCUGAAAAUUUUUCUACCUAUGUUUUUCCCGGUGAGUCUCAUGAUUACACCCAAAGCAGUAUGACUCGUUCUACGCAGGGUGUGUCUUAUGCGAAGCGAGCAACACGUAAACGAUCUCGUUACGUCGACGAUGAGGACGACCUCUCUGAUUCGCGUACGAAAGCGGCACGACAAGCCAAGCUAAACCGUGAGAGAAAGAAGGAAUACGUUACGGGUCUGGAAAACCAAGUCAAAACGUUAGAGGAGAACAACUCCGAUUUAAAUCUGCACGUGCAACAUAAAGAUCGACUUAUCGCCGAGCUAAGAGAGGAGGUGAGGUACCUGAGAGGUGUUCUGGCCAACCAGACAACUCUCUCGAGGUUGCUGAGAAACAUAAACUUUGACUCUGAUGAGUUUAGUGAUGACAAAGACAGACGUGUUACACACUCGGAUCACAGUGGGUACACGAAGGCGCAGGUGCUGACGUCGUCGGCCGACGUUGGAGUCUGCCUGCAUGUAUCGAGUGGGGCUGUUUCGUUAGAGUUGUGCCGACGCUGCAGCGAAAGAGCAAGCACGUCGACUGCCCUACAUCCAGGUCGCUCGCACACACUUGUUGUUAUCAACCGGCAUGAAAAGCUGUUGCCCGUAUGUGCUGUAUUGCACUUGUGGUGUGUGUGUGAGAGCCCCACAAUGCAGCACAUCUGUCGUGUGUACGACUGAGAUCUCAGCAUGCAAAGGUAGUGUGUAUUGGUAUGGGUACUUUGACUGAUGGUAUGUAUCACGAACGUGGAUUCCACGUAAGCGGGUGAGACGUCGUUGGGUUCGAUGGUCAGACUAAUCGUCUGUUAGACAAUGUGUUGCAGCUCACAUGAGGACGACGACACGGUGUGAUGGAGACGUGUGUGUGUGUGAAUCGAGAGGUCGAAUGGUUGCUUGUACACGUACGUGUUGCAUCUCGUUCCCCUCCGAUGCUCGUAAACGACAAUGUUUUGUGGUUUGUGAUGAACUGAACUGCAAUGGUGUGUGUGUGUGUGUGUGUGUGUGUGUGUGUGUGUGUGUGUGUGUGUGUAUUAAAUACAAUACAAUCACUGUUCACAUCAUGUUCAGCUUGGUUCCAAUGUCUCCCAUUCUGCAUGAUCUCACAAUCAAUAAUCAAUAUUUUACGGUUACCAUACAACAUGAUUAUACACACAAAAAAAUGGAAAUAAAUUACAGUAUUAAUCCAAUCAGCCAAUUUCAGUUUUUCACCCUGAGUGAUGGGACCGAAGGGAGAAUGAUAGGGACUGAAGGGGGCCAA